AUGGCAGAGAGCCAGAGUACGAACUUGUCACUUUCAGGGGUCCGGAAUGUGGAAUUUCAUACUGAUAUCCAGACGCACUCCCCUAGUUCAACAUUAUCAAAUGAACCCAUUAAGCUCGACAUAGAGCAUGCAGUGGUUGAGGAUGAUCCUCGAAUAUGGUCAAACGCGAAAAAAACCGCUAUAUUGUUCAUUAUAUCUGGAGCCUCGAUGUUUGCAGGUUUGGCGGUGAACAUACAAAACCCCGCCAAUGCUCAAAUCGAGCAACAGCUUCACGCCAGCAGCGGAGAUAUCAGCCUGAGUUUGUCUCUGUUCAUUCUCGUUCAAGGCAAUUUUCCUGUCAUUUGGAGUGCAAUCAGCGAGAUAAAGGGCCGCAAGUUCGUGUACCUACUAUCCAUCGCACUUUUUAUAAUCGGAUCUGCUAUCGUGGCCGUGUCAAGAACUAUUGGUUUGGUGAUUGGCAUGCGAAUUGUGCAAGCCGCAGGGUCAAGCGCAGUUUUCGCUAUCGGAGCUGCCACUCUGGCUGAUAUAUACGAGCCGCAUCAACGAGGUACAAUGAUGGGUGUCUACUAUUCUGCACCUCUUCUCGGUCCCUCUUUAGGACCAAUCUUUGGUGGUGCACUCACGCAGGGCCUCAGCUGGCGGGCGGUUUUCUGGUUCUUAGUCAUCUGGGGAGGCAUAAUCUUUUUGGCGUUCCUUUUCUUGUUCAAGGACACCUUCAGGAAGGAGCGGAGUGUGACUUACCAAAACGUAUUGAAUUCCAGACUCCGAGAGCAGCGGUCAUCGGGAGCAAAGGACGAGUCGCGAAAUAUUUCCAAGUCAGAAGUAGGUGGAGAAAACCAGACGACUUUGAAAGAUGUCGAAGCACAGCGGAUGGUUAUACCAACACCAGCCAUUAAAGACAUAACACUGUCUAUGGCUGAUGUUAACCCUUUCCCUGCAUACUUCUCGAUUGUCAGCCGCAAGAACAACCUUUUUAUCUUGAUAGCAUCAGGCUUAACCUUUGCGUUUAGCUUCAGUGUUACGUAUACAUGUGCGAGAACAUUGUCGAUGUAUUAUGAUUAUGAUGCAUUGAAGACCGGCCUUGUUUUGCUUGCCUAUGGUGUUGGCUGUGUAGCCGGCAGCACAUUGGGUGGCCGUUGGUCCGAUCGGACCCUUGCUCGGCUAAAGGCCGCAAACGGAGGGGCCAGCUUUCCAGAGAUGCGCCUCGAGAGCACCAAAAUCGCCAUGUUGUGGUCACCUUUAUCUGUCAUUGGAUACGCCUGGGUGUGCCAAGAACGAGUCAAUAUCGCCGCUGUGUGUGUGAUGCUGUUCUUUGCAGGAUUUCUAUCCAUUUGGAUCUACACAAGCACACUGGCAUACAUUGUUGACGCAAACAUUGGUCGCUCAUCAAUGGCAGUAGCGACGAAUAGUUCCUUCCGUGGUCUGUUUGCUUUUGUCGCUGUCGAGAUUGCGAUUCCUUUACAAGACACAAUCGGCGACGGUGGUCUGUAUACUCUCUGGGCAAGUUUGAUUGUCGUCGCUGAGUGCAUGAUUCUGCUGGUAUUGUACAAAGGACGGAACUGGAGAGAAGCCAGUGUUGAACGGGAGAAGCAGAAGCUAGAUGCCAAGUAA
Molecule: messenger RNA, 1611 nt
Organism: Suillus subaureus
Lineage: Eukaryota; Fungi; Basidiomycota; Agaricomycetes; Boletales; Suillaceae
Product: MFS general substrate transporter
Exons: 10
Coding region: 1-1611 (536 amino acids)
Biological process (GO): transmembrane transport
Molecular function (GO): transmembrane transporter activity
Source: RefSeq, a predicted model, not a curated record